Sinocyclocheilus rhinocerous is the source of this 394-nucleotide messenger RNA. RefSeq names its product platelet-derived growth factor subunit A-like. The transcript has 3 exons. The annotation marks the transcript as partial. Gene Ontology annotation, cellular component: membrane. The record is from RefSeq and is a predicted model, not a curated record. Gene Ontology annotation, biological process: platelet-derived growth factor receptor signaling pathway; positive regulation of protein autophosphorylation; positive regulation of cell population proliferation. NCBI's taxonomy places the organism in Eukaryota, Metazoa, Chordata, Actinopteri, Cypriniformes, Cyprinidae. Gene Ontology annotation, molecular function: platelet-derived growth factor receptor binding; growth factor activity.
GGAUUGUGGGUUGGAUGUUAGCUUGUUCUACAAGCCAAAAUAUGUCGCACUGUUGACUUUUGUGCUUCAUUCUUUCGGUGCAGAGAAUGAGGUGCUGGAGGAUGCUAAACAAGGCCACUAUAAGGAGCAUCUGUAUGAUAGCAGACACCUCAAGAACUCACACUCCAGACGCAAGAGAAGCAUUGAGGAAGCAGUGCCCGCCGUCUGUAAGACUCGCACAGUGAUCUACGAGAUCCCACGCAGUCAGGUCGAUCCCACGGCCGCCAACUUCCUGAUCUGGCCUCCGUGUGUGGAGGUGAGACGAUGCUCAGGCUGCUGCAACACCAGCAACAUGCGCUGUCACCCAUCCAAAAAGCACCACAGGACCGUGAAGGCUGAAAGACACAGCCAAUAG